Prinia subflava (tawny-flanked prinia) is the source of this 3196-nucleotide messenger RNA. It is a transcript of the gene ATG5, whose product is annotated as autophagy related 5. Gene Ontology annotation, biological process: nucleophagy; C-terminal protein lipidation; cellular response to nitrogen starvation. Gene Ontology annotation, cellular component: Atg12-Atg5-Atg16 complex; cytoplasm; phagophore assembly site membrane. Gene Ontology annotation, molecular function: Atg8-family ligase activity. NCBI's taxonomy places the organism in Eukaryota, Metazoa, Chordata, Aves, Passeriformes, Cisticolidae. The coding region runs from base 182 to 1009 and encodes 275 amino acids. The record is from RefSeq and is a predicted model, not a curated record. The transcript is spliced from 8 exons.
GGCGGGCGCGCGGGCCGGGCGGAAGCCCCGCGGCGGGCGGCGCGUGCGCGGGGGCGUGGCCGCGGCGGGGGCGCGGCCGCCGCUCAGUUCCUGCCCCGCGCGCGGGCGGGCGGGUGUCGCCGGUCGCGACGGAGCUGAAGAAACAAAUUGAUCUACAUGUGCUUCACUGUCCAUUGGAAGAAUGACAGAUGAUAAAGAUGUACUGCGAGAUGUGUGGUUUGGGCGAAUACCGACCUGUUUCACUCUGUAUCAGGAUGAGAUAACUGAAAGGGAAGCUGAGCCCUACUAUUUGCUUUUGCCAAGAAUAAGCUACUUGACACUGGUAACAGACAAAGUGAAGAAACACUUUCAGAAAGUUAUGAGACAAGAGGAAGUUAGUGAAAUAUGGUUUGAAUACGAAGGUACACCACUGAAAUGGCAUUACCCAAUUGGUUUACUCUUUGAUCUCCACGCAUCAAAUACAGCCCUUCCUUGGAGCAUCACAGUGCAUUUCAAGAAUUUUCCAGAAAAGGAUCUUCUACACUGCCAUUCAAAGGAUGUGAUUGAAGCUCAUUUUAUGGCUUGUAUAAAAGAAGCAGAUGCUUUAAAGCACAAAAGUCAAGUCAUCAAUGAAAUGCAAAAAAAGGAUCAUAAACAACUGUGGAUGGGAUUACAGAAUGAUAAAUUUGAGCAAUUUUGGGCAAUAAAUCGAAAACUCAUGGAGUAUCCCCCAGAAGAUAACGGAUUUCGAUACAUCCCAUUUAGAAUUUAUCAGGCAACAACAGAGAGACCUUUUAUACAGAAACUAUUUCGACCAAUUGCUUCAGGAGGACAGUUGCAUACUUUGGGAGACCUGCUCAAAGAUGUGUGUCCUAGUGCUAUCACCUCUGAAGAUGGAGAGCAGAAGACUCAAGUGAUGAUUCAUGGAAUUGAGCCAAUGCUGGAAACACCCAUUCAGUGGCUAAGCGAACAUAUGAGCUAUCCAGAUAAUUUUCUCCACAUUAGUAUCAUUCCCCGACCUACUGAUUGAAACUCAGCUAUAUUCGUAUGAGGAUCAUUCUCAAGCUGGAAUUCUAAGGGCAUGUCAACUUCUUGCUUCUGUCAGUCUUGACAGAGGCAGCCUGACCAGAAAAAAAGAAACCAACAAAAAGCCGAAACAAAACAAGAAGUCCUCACUGCUGUAAGCUAAACAGGAAGAGAGAUCCUAUCAUCAGAUAAGGGCAAUUGGGCUGAUCUUAUUUUGCAUCACUGUGCUGCGUUUGUUCACUGCUGUAAUUAAAUCAGUUGCGAUAUGAAAGAAUUUACAGGACUUCUGCAAGUCUGCUGUUUUCUUGUAAAAUAUAAUAAAACUGAAACUGUCAGCCGAAGAGCAAAUGGAAAUAUGCCACUUGAUUGUAUUUCUGAUUAACAAAUAAACAGGGCUGUUUCCUAAAGAGGUAGUGUUUCAGCUUUGAGGGUGGAAACAUUGGUUUAAUUUUCUAGAAAGUUAGACACUGAGAGAUUUGGUUACCAAUAGCUUUUUGUAAAAGAUCAAAUUACUGUAAAUCCAUCUUUCCUUAAUGAGAAGUUCAUGUUUACAGUAUAUGUAUUGGUAUGCAAAUGAUCUUUUAACUUUGAUAACAAGCAGUGAGAGAUUUUAAAGUAAGCCCAGCAUAUUCUGUCAGUUAAAAACAUGCACAACUUAAUUAUUACAAAUACUUUUGAUUUGUAUGCUGUCACUGAAUACUCCAGUGUGUUUAUUAUUCAAACCAGUUUUCAUAGACUAGCAACGAUGUAGGAUAAUUUGUCUCAGGAUUCAUCAUGGUAUUUCUUUGUGCUCAUCUAAUUUUUUAUUUCUUUAAGAAUAUAUUUUCUUAAUUUACUUCAAAAAGUUUUUUUUUUAAAAAGCUACAUGGAUGUUGCGAAUGGGGUUGUAUCCUGGUGUUUAUUCCCAUAGACUAGGAAACAGUGAAAUCAUAGAAUGAUGAACAGAUUGUUUUUUAAUGAUUUUGAAUUUUGGAAAGCUGAGGCUUUUCCAAGCUAAUACUUUCUUACAUCUCUGGUCCCUGAGCAAUCAGUCCACAAUUUGGAAGCUUCUAAUCUCAUUGCACAGAUUUUUUUCUUAGUGUAGCAGAUGUAUUUUUAGGUUAUUGGAUCAUUUUAGUUUCUAAAUGUUUGUUACCAUUGCAGAUGCUACUCGAACUCUACCAAAUUUUUUUGUGUGUGUUACACUAAAUUCAUCAAACUCUAUUGCAUCGUCUGUAGUUUGUGGCACAAAACUAUGUUUAUAGUAGACAUAUUAUCCAAUCUGUCAAAUAUUAUUCAAUAUAAAGAAAGCAUGACAUUUUUCUUUCAAAAAUAGUUGCUGUCAAAGAUUCUACUCACAGUCUUGGCUUGUAAAUGUCAUUCCCAGCGCUGUUCCCAUUUGUUUCCAUGCUCCAUUUAUGGUACGAUACUUACCUGUAACAGAAAAAGAACAAAAUGAAAAUCAAUCAAAUGAACAAAAACCUCUUUCUGAAGUAAGAGGGGAAGGAUCUCCAUGGGUGAGGAUAGGGUUGAGGCUAAGAAGAGCCCUGAGGGCAGAAAAAGUCGGUAGACAGAUUAGAUACUGUUUUAAAUGUUAAUGAGGAAAUAGCAUUAAGGAAAUGGAAGGGUAAAGGUACUAAUGAAACAAACCUAUGCUGUAUUCUGCAGGACAUGAAGAAUUUUUAAAACAAACCAAACCAAACCAUGGUCUGUGUUUAUGCAGAAUUGAAAUAUACUAUUCUUAACGGUGGGAUGAUUUGGUUGAGUUAUUCUAAUUUCCAGUUCUGUUUGGAAUUUUUGUUACAGUGCUGGAUUGGCAUUUAUAAACUUCCUUAGGCAUGCAUAUCUAAAUAUUUUGGAGAUUUUCAAAGUCCUGCCAAUGGAUAAAGCAAAUAUUUUGUAGAGUAUUCAUAUUUAAAAAAAAAAAAAUCUUUUGUAGGGAUAAUUUUCCCAUUAAUCAAGAUAAGAGGCAAUACAUUUCAAAAUCUGUAGAGAUUGUGUUUCCUUUGUUUCAAGGUAAGCUGGAGUGAGUCACUGGCUAUUUUAAUAUAUUCUACACCAGCAUUUUAAGUAUACAGCUCUUUUCAUGGCCCGUAUUUGCCAGUAAAUCCAACUUUAAGGCCUGGCAUGGAACACAGAAAUAGCUUGGCUUUAAAACAUACUCUUUCCUCUUACUUUAACUAUUUAAACUUUAUUAAAAAAAUAAAAUGAA